AUGGCCGUGACAUCGGUAGAGUCUCUUAUUUUGGAUCUGCCUCCAAGUUGCAUAGAAUUUUGUGUUUCACAUCCGAAAUACUUUGUAGUUGGCACUUAUAACUUGGUCAAAGAAGAGCAAACGGCAACAGCACCGGACGAGACAAGUUCGUCAACAGGCAAAAGGCCGCAAAAUCGCAAUGGUAGCCUUCUUGUCUUCCGAGUAGACAACAUGACGCUACUCCAUGUCCAAACGAUAUUUCAUCCUUCGGCGAUUCUAGACCUUCAUUUCUGCCCCCUGCCAGGCAGACAUGACAUCCUGGCUGUGGUGUCCAGUACGGGGACGCUGUCCAUCUUUCGGUUGGACCCAGACGUGGAUAUGUUAGAGCCGCUAAAACAUCUAGCAACCAGCAGAAUCGCCAACGUUCCCGAAGGUGUCCUUUUCCUUUCCGGUGUCUGGAGCUUCCAUGACCCGGCUUUGAUUGCCCUCACAACAUCAACAGGCGAAGUGCGUUUCGUGAAGCUUGAUGAUGCUUGGAAGAUGAUUGAUGACGAUGCUGAAGCUGCCAUCGCGCAUUCUCUGGAGGCUUGGACAGUCGCCUUCUCCCCGUGCGAGGGAAAUGGGGCUCAAGUAACCAGCUCGAGCGACGGUACGCAGCUUACCCCCUUCGUCAUCUACUCAGGUGGGGAUGACUCUGCACUGCGGUAUGUAUCGUAUGCAGACAACAGCAAAGUCGAGACAGAUGGCUCGGGUCCAUCCAUGUGCAUACAGUUUCCUCCUCUUAAGAUUGAUGGCCAUGGUGCUGGGGUGACAGCCAUUCUCACGGUCCCGGUUCGACUCGCAGACGGCUCAUGGAUCCUUGUGACCGGUAGCUACGACGACAAUAUACGAGUUUUCGCUGUCCAGCCUCCACAUGAGGUUUACGGACUUCGCAAAUUCAAGCGGCUAGCAGAGGAGAACUUAGGAGGCGGGGUUUGGAGACUCAAGCUGAUCGACAUCCGCCAGAAAGACAACCACUGCCACCUGAGAGUUCUAGCCUCGUGUAUGCAUGCUGGCGCAAGAGUCAUCGAGCUUAAGGGACCACUGGGUGAGGGGGAAUGGGAGAUUACGGUUCUAGCACGGUUUGAAGAACAUAAGAGCAUGAACUAUGGCAGCGACUAUGCACCGAAUAUUGGUGACGGUCGCCUUAUUGUUGUAUCUACAAGUUUCUACGACAAGCUACUCUGUCUAUGGGAAACCACACUACCUUGA
Molecule: messenger RNA, 1230 nt
Organism: Colletotrichum truncatum
Lineage: Eukaryota; Fungi; Ascomycota; Sordariomycetes; Glomerellales; Glomerellaceae
Product: WD-40 repeat-containing protein
Biological process (GO): protein histidyl modification to diphthamide
Cellular component (GO): cytoplasm
Molecular function (GO): diphthine methylesterase activity; protein binding
Source: RefSeq, a predicted model, not a curated record